This is a messenger RNA of Porites lobata, 5588 nucleotides long. The record is from the annotation of a GenBank genome assembly. NCBI's taxonomy places the organism in Eukaryota, Metazoa, Cnidaria, Anthozoa, Scleractinia, Poritidae.
AUGGCUGCAAAGUGUGAAGGUGAUCCGCACUAUUUUUCCAAACCCUGGAAAUUAAGCGAUGUCAUUCUACUUGUGGAAGAAGAGAAAUUCCAUGUUCACCGCGCCGUGCUUGCGUUGUCUUCGCCCGUCUUUGAGAAGAUGUUUUCAUCAGAAUUUCAAGAAAAAGACAAGAACGAAGUGACUCUUCCAGAUAAAAAGGCAAGCGAGGUUGAAGAAUUGCUUCUGAUGUUAUAUCCCUCUGUGGCAGAGAAACAAAUAACAGAGGAGAACUGUUUCUUUCUGGUGAACCUUGCCAACGAAUAUCAAAUAGAGGCCAUUGUUCGGAGAUGCGAAGAUUUUAUGGUUGAGCUUGUUAAAACUAGACCGAAGGAUUGUGUUUUUGCAAUAAUCUUUGCACAGAAGUACGAAUUAGCGAAGUUGAAAAAGGCGGGAAUAGAGCAAGCGUAUUAUUUAACCCUGGAAGAGUUAAAAAAUGAUAAAAUGUACAACCAAAUUGAGAAAAAGGAUUUGAUGGAUAUCAUGGAGGGGAUUAUGUUGCGGCAAGACAAAGAAUUAGAAAAAUUUCAGCAACAGUGUCAACAAAUGAAAAGGAAAAUUUCGUCAAUUUCAUUCCAAUAUUCUGGUACUUUAUUAAGAGAGCUCCAUAUCAUCGCCGAUCUACUGGUUGAACAUGUAUGUUCAAAGCGCGAUAUUCCGCGAAGUCGCAUGCCAAGUUUUCGUGAUGUUGACGGCUAUCUUUCUGCGUUGGAAAUGGCUGAAGGAAAGGAUUAUUGUAAAUGCGGAACUGAAAAAUGCGCCAGUUUCGGUGUUCGCUUUCUACACAAUUUGAAGUCUAUGAAAAAUGCACUGAUAUCUAUUCGCGAGAUCGUUCAGAACGACAAAUGAAGAAAAAAAGGCCGCACCAGUCUGACCAGUAUUUUAAAACAUUGGCAUUUUUAACGAUGUCACGCCGGAAGUAAUCUUUCGUACUACCGUAAACUCAUGGGCAAAGAGUUCGCCAUUAUUAUGGACAGAGAGAAGGACUUAGCAGUAUCCUUCGGCGACUUCAUGGUAUCCAAUGGCUAAUGCGGGUAUCAGCGGCCAUCCCGAGGGGGCGACCCCCGGGCACCCAGGGGCAUUUGUCACAGCUGCAGUGACAAAUACGUGCUAAAGCCCCUGGGGUAGGGCAAAAAAUUGGGACAAAUACCCCCACCCCUGGAGCAACCUGGGCAACAUAUAAUAAGUAAUUUUUUUAAAAAAAUUCCCGUUUACUUGCAAAAACGCAUAACUCCAGCACAAGAAAAAUGGGAAAACAGUCACUUUAAGGAGAACAUUCACGUCGAGACAGGCAUGACAAAUUAUCUAUUUCAGAGGAAUCAGCAAAACAAGACUAAAGGGCUAAUACAAUUACACUAUGUUUCAUUUGAAGCUUUAAUAUCUCUGAUCAAAUAUGAAAAAAGAUCAAACUACACAGGCUGGCAAAAGACUGAUAAUCAUACUGAAAGAUUUAUAAUGAUAAUAAUGAUAAAAAUAUUGGCAUUGGCAAUGUCUAUUAAAUGUCUGAAAUUAUAAAGAGAGACAAGAUUAUCAUUGCUGCUUCACCAUUAAAUAAAAACAUGAGUGUUGUAACCGUAAUUCUAUAGACUCAUUCGUACACACAAUUUAAAUGUAAAAUAUCUGAAAUAUGAACAACAAGUACAGUGUAUCUGGAAAAUCUGUCACGAAAACCGCUGAACGUUGAGACAGCAGAUUACGUACAAAUCCCGUGGGUAUGGCCCCGGGGUGUUUUGCCAAAAACACAAAAGCGCUCUAAUGCCCCGCAUGCGGGGCAUGCUUUUGCUACAAAUCCCCUGCUAAGCCCGUGGGUUGCCCGUGGGUUGCCCGGGGGUCGACCCCUCGGGAUGGCCGCUGAUACCCGCAUAAUGUGUAUGAGGGGACCCCUCGAAAAAGAGGAUGCCAGUUUUCAACUUGUUGUCGUCGACUGAAUGGUAUAUCUUGGAAACUUCUCGUUUACGUCGCAAAUUUUUUGUGUCUUUCUUAUUUAUUAUGAGUAAGAAUUGAUUUACAUUGUAAACUAUUUCAGAAUUAGAUGACAUACCAGACUACGGCAAGAACUUGGCGUUUGAUUUUUUUUACGGGUUCUAAUGAAUUCGUCCUUUAUAAGACAUGCAGGAACAAGAGUAUAGUAACCCUGAUGGUCGUUUUACUCAGCCUUGGACUGUCCUUAGCCAAUUUAUGUUUUUUUAGAAAGUAAUUUUUUCUUAGAUUUAAGGCUUAUUUCAUCUUUUAGUUUACAUGUAUUGUUUCUCGGAAGAAUAUAGUACAGCUACUUAUCCUUAAUGGCAAAGGCAAGAAUAACCAGUCAUAGUUGAUAGUGGGCAUUUCAAGUUGGUCAUUAAAUUAAAGGAGUGGUUGCAUGACAUGCAUGCUCCAUUGUAGACAAACUAUCAUGAACUUCAGAAAAACCUGUUAUAAUGGCCACUACCAAAAAGCCGGCAGGGGUUUUAUAGUAGACCUGGCCAGCUUUUAGCUUUUCAUAACUAGCUACCUUUUUCCUGCAACUAGGUGCAAGCUAAAUCAAAUUUAUCCCUCUGCUUUUUAAUUUUCUGUUGCGUAGUGCUAUGUUGCAUUUAACUUGAACCGUGCAUAAAAAUUCAAAGGUGUCUAAAAUAAUGUUUACAGUGUAGGCCACCGAAUGGCAGCCAAACCGGAGAACACAAUCCUGUUGAUUUACAGCACAAAAAGGCUCCAUGCAUUUUACAAAACUACCGUGCAACUUGGUACACGCUUAUUCAUAUACCAAAACAAAGCCCAAGAAUUUUUCUUCCGCUGCUAUAUAAUUUCUUGUUGUACCGAGUUGCACGAGACUUGCACUAAACAUAAAAGGAGAAAAUUACCCACCUUUUUAGCAUGUCCUCUCCUUGCAUCCAGCAAUCGCAAUGCCGAUCUUGGAUAAAUGGAUCGAGCCAGUGUGUUUGUCUGACAGUUCCAGUACUCUCGGGAAAACAAAACUAACUGUUUCCCCUCGGGAUCUGACAUUAGGUGUAUACUAUUACACACUAAUUAUAUUGUCUUAUUUUGUUUACCUCUUACCUAGAAUUUUCUAUUACUUGAGGACUGAUGAAAAUAUUUCCUUAUGACCGUUCCGUCAAUGUAUAGUUUUCGAAGCUAAGCUUAUCUGAUAAAUUUCUACGAUUUUCUGAAGUUUAAGUUCACAUUUCACCUCCCAAGUUACUGAGGAUUUUUUUUUCGGAGAAAAAGGAAACCUAAAUUUUUGGAUUCAAAAAUGUGAUUGAGAGAGAAAUGAGAAAGUAUCUCUUAAGAUUUUUGUAAUACGUCGAAUUGCAUCUAAACUUUUUGGGAGAAUAAUACUCAAGGCCUUGUAAUUUCAAAAAAACUCCAGGACAGGGUUGUUCAAAGCUGGGUUAAGUAGCCUGUUUAAAUUGUAAGUUAAAAUUCCCUCCCCACUGACUGCCGCGCUCUACUAUCUGAACACCUGGAACAGGCUAUGGGUUAAGAUAACCCAGGGUUAGUGCGAAAUUUGAAUUCAGAUAUGAAAGCUUAAAAAGUAAGUUCAGUUUAAUUCUUUUUGUCAACAAGCUGAUCAGUGAUUGGAUGCUCUUAAAAAUAAAAGAGGAAAUUAUCCGGAAAAAAGCUUUUAUACAGAAGAAAAAGAAACCCGGGUUUAAUUUACCCUGAGUUAAAGGAGCUGUGUCACGAAAUUCAGCCCAAUUAGGCAAUUACAAAAUGCCCGUUAAAUUAAGAGAAACGUAAAAUAACCGCUUAAAACAUUAAAGGAAGGUUAAAAUAACACAACAGAUGCUACGGAUGGGCAAAACUGAAGAAGAUUGAAACGGAUUGAAAUUAGGGUUUUUGAAAACUGUUCAACUGCUUUUCAAAGUUGAUCUCUGCUGUUUGCAACCUCAAAAAUAAGAAUGCUCAGGAGACAUAUUUGUUUGUCUCGAAUCUCUGAUUUUGUCUUUUACAUGUAAUUUCUUUGCUUACUUUAAGUUCCAUAGCGAUUGAGGGCGAGUAAUUGGCAAAAUUAAACAAAAUGAACUGGAGUGCUGUGACACAGCUCCCGUAAUCGCCAAUCUACCUUCAAACAACUGGGCCCAGGUCCUCUAUUUAAGAUGACCGGACAGAUGCAAAUUUUAUAGCGCUGCUUAGAAUGCAUUUCUAGAUAUCUAAAAGUACUCUGGAUAGCCCAAAAAGUAUUUUCAAUGUAUUAAGUAGCUUGCGUGGCUGGCGUUUGAAAGGGAAGGGAAAGGGAGUUUUAGGUGCGAGAGAAACGCGAGGGGCGCGCCCCUCGCGUUUUCUUCGCGCCCAAAACCCCCUUUACCUUCCCUUUCAAACGCCUGCCACGCAGGCUAUGUAUUUAGGAGGAAAGCGUCGAUGGGUUCCCUGUGCUAUUUUGCACUAUUAAAUUUCACGGUUCAAGUAUCUCGGAUUUCAAAGUGUUCCCAAAUUAUCUCUGCGUCCACAUAUUUCAUGGCAACACUUUUUUUGUCGCCACACGUUAUUUUUCUUUAUAUUCUUCUGGAAAAAUUGUUAUCCUUCUCUCCCAACAUUCCAAGCGUCAAUCACAAGUUUUGAGCCAUUGGCGCCCAGGAUUCGCUCGUAAUUACCACGCUGCUUCUAUUUCGUAUUUUAGUCGGUGAAGCGAAGCGAAGCGAAGCGAGGAUGCACCAAGUCCAACUGAGUUUUGUGGAUACUACUUACACGCGUUGUGGCCCAUCAAAAUAUUGUCGUAGGUCUCUGAAAUGGCUACAAAGUGUGAAGGUGAAUCGCACUAUUUUAAUCAACCCUGGAAAUUAAGCGAUGUCAUUCUGGUUGUGGAGGAAGAGAAAUUCUAUGUUCACCGCGCCGUGCUUGCGUUGUCAUCUCCUGUCUUUGAGAAGAUGUUUUCAUCAAAAUUUCAAGAAAACGACAAGAACGAAGUGACUCUUCCAGAUAAAAAGGCAAGCGAGGUUGAAGAAUUGCUUCUGUUGUUAUAUCCCUCUGUGGCAGAGAAACUAAUAACAGAUGAAAACUGUUUCUUUCUGGUGAACCUUGCCCACGAAUAUCAAAUAGAGACCAUUGUUCGGAGAUGCGAAGAUUUUAUGGUUGAGAAUGUAAAAACUAAAGCGAAAGAUUGUAUCAUUGCAGAAUUGAUUUUUGCACGGAAGUAUGAAUUAGUGAGAUUGAAAAGGGCGACUAUCGAGCAAGCUUAUAAUCUAAGCCUGGAAGAGUUAAAAAAUGACAAAAUGUACGACCAGAUCGAGGAAGAUGAUCUGAUGGAUAUCAUGGAAGGGAUUAUGUUACGGCAAGGCAAAGAACUGCAAGAAUUUAAGCAUCAGGUUCAAAGAAAUGAAGGAAAGAUUUUAGCCAUAAAUAAACACAGCAACACUGCUUUGAAGCAGUUAGAGAUGAUCGCUAGGCAACUGGUUAUUCAUGCUGGUUUAUGGAACCGUGAUUUGAAUAAUUCCGAUCACUUAGUAAGCUGUCUUCUUGUAUUGAGCAUGGAUGAAAGAAGCGAUUACUGUAAAACAUGCGACUCUGCAAGAUGCCCCAGUCUUAGAGAAGUCUCAAAAAAAUUGAGCUCUAUAAAACACUCUCUAGAACAUAUC